This is a messenger RNA of Carya illinoinensis, 1481 nucleotides long. RefSeq lists its product as uncharacterized. The coding region runs from base 91 to 606 and encodes 171 amino acids. The transcript has a single exon. The record is from RefSeq and is a predicted model, not a curated record. Lineage: Eukaryota; Viridiplantae; Streptophyta; Magnoliopsida; Fagales; Juglandaceae.
UCCAUUUUCUUUUCAUUCCUGAUUCCCGAACCGAGGAUUAUAUUAAGAAAACUUCGCCGCCCAUAUCCGACAGGCAUUCCGAUCAAAAACAUGCUAAAAACACCAGAACAUAGCUCCGGCUCGUCGAAGCCGAAACCGGCCAGCUUGUUCGUCUCCAUGUCCAUUUUCAUGGCUCUAUGCGCCGAGAGAGCUGGCCGAGUCUCCCGCAAGCUCAAAGCCAAGACGACGAGGAGGAUGACGACCGGGACCGCUCACGCUCGGAAAACGGAGCAUCAUACGUCCCCGACGUUAACUUCCCGGCCGAAGCAGCUCCUGUCCACCAUCAGCAACAAGGCUAUCAGGUUCAUGCACCCGAAAAAGGUCGGUGAGGAGGGAACUGACGCUGGCCGGACCGAUCAACCGGAGGAGUGGGGUGACGGUGGGGUGUGGCAAAAGACGAUCUUGAUGGGCGACAAGUGUGAGCCGUUGAAUUUCUCUGGCGUAAUUUAUUACGAUAGUUACGGAAAUCAGCUGAACGAAGUGCCUCCAAGGUCGCCGCGUGCCAGUCCUCUGCCCGGGUAUCUCACCCGUGCGGGGAAAUCAGACUAUCAGACUUCAGAGCUUUGACUAGUGUUACCGCGGGGAGAUUUCAACUUUCCGUGUUUCUUAGGUUUUUACACUUCCGCAUAUGUCGUGUUGCGAUUUUAGUGGUUGGAGAAUAAUAGGAUUGAGCGCCCUCGGUGGACGAAGUCAUUCAUUUUGAAAAAAGAAACUAGUUUUUUUUUUUUAAAUGAUGUGCAGUAGUUUUAAAAAGAGUAAAGUUUAUUAUUAAAAAAUUAAUUUUAUUUUAUGUGAAUUGUAUUUAUUUAUUUUUUUUUAAAUAAUUAUACGAAAUUUAUAUAUUCAUGAUUGUAAUUAUAAUUUUCUCUUUUUGAAGUGUUGGAGAUGUUUAUAAGUUGUAUGUAGAAAAGAUUUAAGUGCACCUAUAGAGAUAAAUGGAUGUUUUUCCUUUAUGUGUUCUUGAUUUAUUUUUGGAAGUUUUGUUUGGGUCCAAUUUCUUUGGAAUUUUCCCUUUUUGAUUUAGAAACAAAAGUGAAAUCAAGAAUAACAAAGUUUUUUUUUUUUUUUUUUUUGAAAAAAAGUAGAUUUUUAGGAAAAUCAUGACAAUUAAUUGAGAUUGGUGUCUUAUAAGUGAAUUUAUUUAAUGAAAAUUAAGUAAUAUUUUUUUUUAGAUUAUUAUUAUUAUUAUUAUUAUUAUUUGUUGACAAGGAUGGAACUAAAGUAUUUGUGUUUCCACUACACAGCUCUUGGAUUUUUAUUUUUAUUUUGGUUUUUUGCUCUCUUCAUCAAAGCUCUAAUUCCCUAAAGAUGUGAGUGAAAAUAUUGAAUUCAUUCAUUUAUUUAUUUUAUAUUUUUUGCACGAGGCUUGAAUUUUAGCAAGAGAGCUGUGAGAUGCUAAUGUUGAAAAGUAUCUAUCAGACUAUCCCCAUCUCAUACCUAAA